This is a messenger RNA of Tetrahymena thermophila SB210, 1629 nucleotides long. RefSeq lists its product as hypothetical. The transcript is spliced from 2 exons. Lineage: Eukaryota; Ciliophora; Oligohymenophorea; Hymenostomatida; Tetrahymenidae. The record is from RefSeq and is a predicted model, not a curated record.
AUGUCUUCGUCAAUAAGGUGUCAGUAAUAUCCUUAUCAAAAUUCUUAGCUUGACGAUUUUAUUGAUCAUGAAAUCAUGCAAAAUAAAUGCGAAGACUCAUUUUUUAAUGGUCAUGAUGAUAAUUUAUGUGGAUCAGCCCUUGAAACUCCUACUCCAAACCCUGAUUAUUGUGAAUAACUUGAUUUUUUUGAUCAUAAUUAACAGCAAUAUUUAUAGCAUUCAAACUAGUAAGGUAUUCAAAGCUAAUUUUAAACCAUGCCAUAUUCAAACAACAUAAAACUGUAUGGAUAUGAGCAAUAAUUUCAAAACUAAUCCAAUUUACAUUUGAUGCAAUACAACUAAGCUGAUUCGUUUAUAAAAUCUGAUUAAAUUUAAGCUAAAAGCUAGAUAGAUGAUUAUUCAGAGCAUUAAAAGUACUCAGAUUAAUCUACAGAUGCUUAAAUUUAGUCAUAACAAGAUAAGAUUGACACUAAUUAGAAAGAAAAAGUAAAAACUGGAAACCAGAGUACAUUUUUAAAUAAAUUGAUAGAUUAACUGUUCUAAAAUGUUGAUAUCCCAGAAGAUCAAAUAUCACAAUUAAAUGACGAAGAAAGAGCAAUAUUCUAAAGCAUGAAAAGCUAAUGCUAAUCUUAGCAAGAAUCAAUCACUCCUAAUCCUGCAUUCAUGAAGUUAGAUAAAGAAGAUAUUAGCAACCAAGAAAAUUUCUCUGAAGAUUUACUUAAUUUGGACAUGGAAAUUGAAUAAAAUAAGAGCUAAUUUGCUUCAUUUUAGCUGCAAAGUGAUUAGCCUAUUUAGUACAAUGUUUUUGAAAAUAAUUAUCAUCAAAAUUUACCUAAUUAAAAGGCUAUUUCCUAAAAAAAAUAAAAACAAAAUAGUUUUAAAUCUAACCAAGCUUGCUCUCACUCAAAUAGCUAAAAAAAUAAAAAGAAGCAAAAAAGAGUAGAAGAAAUGCAAAAAAUGAUUUUUAAAAAGUCUUUCAAAUAUGUUGAAAAUCAAUAUUUCCGCGAACGUAUUAACAAAUCCAGAAUUUCAAGUAAGGAUAAAGAUAAUCUGAAGUUUUAUGAAGAUUAUUUUGGAAAAACUGCCCAAGAGCAUUAAAUCCCACUCAAAAACUUCUAUCAUCCUUAAAAAUAAAUCAAAAAAGGAUAAAAAACUAAAGAAAAUACUCCUGGAUAGAAAAGUUUCAAUCAAGCAUACAUUUCAUUGAUCUUAAAGUCGGACAGCUUUAGAAAGAAAGUUUAGUACUAUAUUGAUAACCUGAUACUAGAGUAAAUAUAGUAGGAAAGAAAGAGCAAAAUUGCUAAAGUGAUAGCUAAUCUAAAGAAAAAGUAUUAACAAAUCGAAAAAGAACUUCAAAAAAAAAACAAUUCUAUUGCCCCAUUCAAAUUAUAGACAACACCUUAAUCUGAUAUUUCUUAUUACUGGGAGUCAACUAAAGAAAGCGAAGAUAACUAGCCAGAUGAAGUAAAGGCGUAAAUAAAAUCUGAAAAUUUCAAAAACAUUGUUUCAUAGUUAGAAGACUGUAUCCAAACCAAUUCAAAAAUAAAAUUGCCUUGGACAAAUAUUUAAAUUUAACAAGCAAUUUAAUUGGCUCAGCGCACAAUCAUUUAAGCAGAUGAGGAUUGUUGA